GGGGUUUACAUUAUUCAGAAUGUGACAACAUCGUACCGUCUUUACAGUUUUAAGUUUACGAUUUUGGCGUCUAGAACUUAGAAGAUAUCAAAGUAACCAACUGUUUUUACUGGAAAUUCAAGCCUGAAGAUAAAUGCAUUGUUUGGAUGUCCAUGUGUUGUGAAGGAUGGAGAAGAUAACCAGAGCUGUGGAAUAUGCAGAGUACCUUGUCCAGACAGCUAAACAGAGACCUGAAUCACUGUGUCGACCAUCAUCCAGCAACAAGCCCAAGUCGAUCCACCAGAAAUUGCAGGAGUUGUACAUCGAAUCCUGUCAGAACCAGGACCACAGUAAGGAUAUUGUGCUGUCGUCUAACCUAUUGUCUAAGCUGGUGAGGAGGGACAAAUUGAACUGUUUGGUCCUGAAGCUGUACCCUGGGAAUGAGGGCUACUCCAUCAUGUUAAGGGGGAGGGGAGGGGUAGAGCUGGAGACGCUGAAACUCCCAUAUGAGGUGUCAGAGUUGCUGGACUUUGUUGAUUCUUCAGAGCUUCCUCCUUUCCUUGUUGAUCUACUGGAGAAAGCUCAGAUGAAUGUUUUCUACAGCGGCUGUGUCAUUCUAGAGGUCAGGGAUUACCGUCGCUCCAUCACUGGUUCCUACGACACUCAGUACGUGCUUCUGAAGCCCACUCCCCAGUCCCUUCUAUCAGACAUGUACAACAUCAUAAAUGACGGACAUCGCUGGACACAAGAGGAUCAGUUUGCACUGGAGAGUCAGUUGCUAUUGGCAACAGAGGAGCCCCUGUGUCUUGACCCCUCUCCCUCUGUUUUUCUGGUCAACAACAAACUCCAGUACGAACAGAAGAGUCUCAGUAACCCCAUGCUCAAACGGUCAGCAAGGCGUUACAACCAGGCUGCUCUAAACAGGAAGAGGAAAUUGGCCAGUGCAGCCGCACCAAAGGAACUGAAGCUGCACGACUUCAUUCAUAAAAAGAAGCCAAAAUCAAAUCCUCCAGUCAACCUCCGAGUUGGAAAACCGCAUGUGGACAUGUGGAAACAGAAACCGCUCCAGUUGUCUGCCCCUGAAUCGGUGGAGGUGGCCAAGUUUGCGACAGUUAUACCAGCUUCAGACCCAGGGUCUGAUAACUCAUUUGAAACUGUUGAAGAGAUCACAUUAGAACGGGAUGUGAGCACAGAGAAGAAAAUUCUGGCCAAACUGACCAUCCAGAAACGGAAAUCGGAGGAUGAGUUUUACGGAGAGCUAUAUCUGGACCAUGACUACCGGGAGGGCAGUGUUGGCACCUCCUGCACGUUUUUAUUGGGUACAAGAAUUCUGGUCGACAAAUACCUUGAGCAGUUUAAGGAGAUAUUUACUGAGGAAGGACGAAGGGCAGUGAAGAUUACGACACAGAAACCUGGACAGCCCCCGAACGUAGAGUACACCCAGACCUCCCAAACUCCCACCACUCCCGGGAUUGGGCCAGCGGGACCCCAGGGGAUUCUCAGUGCACAUGCCCCAGCUCUGACUGCCGCAAUCAAGGGACAGUUUACACAGGCUGAUCUGUCCACCACUUCCUCCUCGGGACUGACCGCCAAGAGAAAUGUCCCAAUUCAGCUCUCUCUUACCUUGGCUCCUGUGGCUCAAGGUGCCCAACCCACUGCAAACCAGCUGCAGCUGAACAUCCAGAAAUCUCAGCCACAGCAGGUGGGACUGAGAGGGAAGCCAUUGUCACAAGUCGCAGGGCAAAGGGUAUCCUCUUCCACUCCAAGUCCAGCCACUACACCCACAUCUGUCCCAAUUCAGGGACAGUUAUUUUCUCCGAGUCUGGUUCCCUCCCCCGUUUCAUCACAGAACAGUAAAGGAAUGACCAGUUUAUCCUCGCCUCCAGUUAGUGUUCCUAGCAGGAAGUCAUCAACAGAGGGCACCACUGUGCAGCAGAUCAAUCAGGGGAUCCCACAGGGAAAUAUCACAUUUGUACAGAACACAGAUUGUAGUUCCAGCACCCAGAGUGGUCAACAACAAAACAUAGCGAACAUCAACAUCACCAACAUUGGACUGCCCCCCAACAUCAACAUCCAGAACCUGAGUGGACUUCCAGGGGUCAACAUCGCCAACCUCCAGAGUCUGCAGAACAUGCAGGUGUCCCUGACCGGAGUCUCCAUGCCUGGGGGCGGGAUAGCUGUCCCUGUCCCCAUCAGCCUCAUCAACACCAACUCAGGUGUGAUACAGAACCAGAACGUCUUUGUCAGCUCUCUCCCCAGUGGUUCGCUAUCCUCCACCACCACUGGAUCCGUGCCAGUCUCUGUGAGUAGAAAACUUACUUCGUCUUCAGUUGGUUCUGCACCAACUCUGGUAACCAUGGUGACAUCAAUGCCAACAACCAUCACAACUUCAUCAGUCACAUCAUCAUCGUCAUCAUCAUUGUCAUCGCCUGGCGUUGUUACAUCAGAGUCUGCUUCUAACCCUAGUACGGUUAUUACUGCCUCAGGAGGAUUGUUAUCUCCAAUCAUUGGAUUAGCUCCCUUUGUACAGGGAGGGGUUAAAUCUCAAGCAGGGUCCAGCAUCAGACAGCCCUCAUCUGUUCCUCUCCUACAGAUCCAGGGACAGUCCGGUAUACAGUUGGUGGGGCUUCCUCAACAGAGGGCGCCAGGAAAGUCAGGGUCAGGGGUCAUGACCUCUCAGUCUGGAGGUAAACCAGUAUCAACCCUUCCUACAACAGUGCAGCUGACAGCGCAGAACAUUUCAGGACACCAGUUAGCUACCCUGUCUCAGUUCAAACCUAACACACCACAAGGGGGCGCUGUACCACAGCAACAGUUGCUACAGUUACAACAUCUUCCAUAUAAACAACUACAGCAGAUCCAAAUCCGUCAGCCACAGGUCGCCACCUCCACAUCCGCCAGUAAAUCAAAGAAUAAGAAACGGACCACGCCCACCCCACCUAAACAGUGAGGAUAUGUGCACUCCAGUCAAUUAUUUCUAAAAGCAAAACAUGGGUGCGACACCCACCCCACCUAAACUGUGUGGACAAUUAAUAACGAUGCUAACGAGGAAAUCGAGGGAAACUAGCAUUCAUAAGUGUUUGAUUACUCCAGGAAUUGUAUAGAGGAGUCAUUCAGAUAUCACUCGAUUUUUUGUGUGGUGAUGGAGGUCUACAUCAAACAUGGAUGGAUCUUUCUGAACUCCCUGUCAAGAUGUUUAUUUAUGUGACAAAAAUAGAAUAAUUUGCAUAUAUGCAAGUGUGUCUAUAACGCGAUUUGCUCAAAGGAGUUAUUUUACAUAGGAGUAUAUGUAAAAAAUUUGCAUAUUUAGUCCAGCUUUCCAUGUAAAGAAGGCAAAGAUGGCUUUACCUGUAGUUACAUGCAAACAGCAUAACAUGCGAGCUUAAUCACAUGAAAAAAUCUUUUUUUGACACAAUUGAUUUAUUUCUGUAUACAUGUAUAUGUCUUUUAUGAACAGAAAACUAAUUGAACUAAUACUAUGUAUUAUGGAAAAAUUGAUACAGUCAUUGAAUUUUAUUUAGAAAAUGUUGGAUUUUCUUUUGUGUGGAUGACAUUGGGGAUUUGUAUAUGACAUCAAGUUUAGAUUGUUGUAAGGAUAAAAUUCUAAUGCAAUUCUAGCAAGCCGAUUCCGAAUUAUUUUCAAAAUUAUGUAUAAAAUGUUGAACCAUGUCAGACACAUUCAAAUAAAUGAAAUAUUAGUAAAAAUAGUC
Messenger RNA from Ostrea edulis (European flat oyster), 3689 nucleotides. Its product is annotated as transcription factor SPT20 homolog. The coding region runs from base 167 to 2929 and encodes 920 amino acids. Gene Ontology annotation, cellular component: SAGA complex. Gene Ontology annotation, biological process: regulation of transcription by RNA polymerase II. NCBI's taxonomy places the organism in Eukaryota, Metazoa, Mollusca, Bivalvia, Ostreida, Ostreidae. The record is from RefSeq and is a predicted model, not a curated record. The transcript has 25 exons. Gene Ontology annotation, molecular function: transcription coregulator activity.